CGUGUUAGGUACUGCUGGCGUCUCAUCAGAAACCUGCUUGCUUUGAAACCGCUGCAUUCAGCAUUCUCUUUAAUUCUCAACUACAGUUGGCAUGUGUGCAGUUUAGAAAGACAUGCAAGACAGGAUCCUAUGGAUGGUGCAUAUAACAGUGCAAGUGGAAGUCCCAGCCUGCUAUAAGGAGGGAAUCUGGAACAUUUGCAGUAAUGUAAAGGUGUCUCCCUUAUGGAAUUGAAAGAACAGUUCAACAUCAUUCAACUUCGGCGUUUGUCUCUUCUUUUGGAAAAAUGGACAACGUCCUUUUUAGAAGGCCAAAUUAGAGCGUUCUACUGCAAACAUCAGUAAUUUAAAUGUCAUGCUUCCUGGGACUAAGUCAUUUAUAAAACGUGGAGACAGUUUGGAAUCAGGAUAAAGAAGCUUGGGGAAAAACCAGUAAACCCAUAUGUUAAUAAGACAUUAUCAUUUUCAUUGCAUAUUUAGUGAAACCCCACAAUUACUAAAUGACAGUCUGACUAUUGUGACUUCCUAUAAGAUCUCACUUAGCAUGUCUGCUGUUUGCCAAUGGAAAAGAGAGAGAGGCUUCCAUUGAUUUCCAGAUUCUCACAAGUCAGUACUGUGGUUCUGUGGCUCAUCUCUUGAGCACCAUCCAGAGACCGUGACUCCUUGGGUGGCAAUGAACAGCUGAAUCACAUCUAAGGAACGCAUGACAAUGGGAGCUCUCAGAUGAGCGUGUGGCAGGAAUAAGCCACUGCCACCGACUCACUCCGAAUAAAGGUCUGCAGGAGGCAUUCCCACAGCACCAUGGAGAUUUUGUUCCUGAAAACACUUCUGCUGCUGGCUGGCUGUUUAGCUGGGCUCUUCUAUUACCUCUCAGAUCUUUGUGUGGGUGAGAAGAGGACCGCAGAGAAGCCGAAUUUCAUCGUCAUUUUGGCAGAUGACAUGGGAUGGGGGGACCUUGGGGCGAACUGGGCAGAAACCAAAGACACUCCUAACUUGGAUCGGAUGGCUUCAGAAGGAAUGAGAUUUGUGGAUUUUCACUCUGCUGCAUCCACUUGUUCCCCCUCCCGUGCCUCCCUGCUCACAGGAAGGCUUGGCAUUCGCAAUGGAGUGACCCACAACUUUGCUGUCACAUCCGUGGGUGGCCUCCCCCUCAAUGAGACUACGUUAGCUGAGGUUCUGAAGGAUGCAGGAUACAUCACUGGGGUAAUAGGUAAAUGGCACCUAGGACACAGCGGCCUUUAUCAUCCCAACUUCCGUGGUUUCGACUAUUACUUUGGUAUUCCCUACAGUCACGACAUGGGUUGCACUGACACUCCAGGCUACAACCUCCCUCCCUGUCCGGCAUGCCCUCGACACUCUGCAGCUGCAAGCAGCCCGGGGAGAGAUUGUUACACCAAGGUGGCUCUUCCUCUCUUUGAAAACGGCACCAUUGUCCAACAGCCCGUGAACCUGACUGGUCUGGCUGCGGAGUAUGCAGAAAAAGCAACUCAGUUCAUCCAGCGCGCAAGUGACAGCGGACGCCCGUUCUUCCUAUACCUCGCCCUGGCCCAUGUGCACGUGCCCUUGGUCGUCGCUCAGCCUCCCUCCGGUUCCUCGUUCCCUGGGCCCUACCGAGCCAGCUUGAGGGAGAUGGAUGCCCUGGUGGGACAGAUAAAGGACAAAGCUGCCAGCUGUGGGGCGGAAAACACAUUCCUUUGGUUCACAGGAGACAACGGCCCGUGGGCUCAGAAGUGCGAGCUUGCAGGGAGCGUGGGCCCCUUCUCCGGGGCCUGGCAAAGGCAACGAGGUGGGAGUGCAGCCAAGCAAACGACCUGGGAAGGGGGACAUCGCAUUCCAGCGCUGGCUUAUUGGCCUGGCAGGAUCCCUGCAAAUGUGACAAGUGCGGCACUGUUGAGUGCCACGGACAUUUUCCCCACCUUGGUGUCCCUGGCAAAGGCAAGUCUCCCUCCCCACCGGCGAUUCGAUGGCUCAGAUGUGUCCGAGGUUCUCUUUGGGCAGUCGCACCAAGGGCACAAGACAUUGUUUCACCCCAAUAGUGGAGCAGCGGGAAAGGACGGAGAGAUAAAGGCCCUACGGCUGGCUCAAUACAAGGCAUUUUACACUACAGGUGGGGCGAAAGCCUGUGACGGAAGCAUCGGGCUGGAAGAGCAUCACCAACCACCGCUCGUGUUUAAUUUGGCUCGUGACGUGCAGGAGCAGGUGCCUCUGGACGUGAGGGCUGGCGAGUAUCAGGCUGUGUUACCUGCGAUAACUAGGGCUUUGGCAGACUUUCUUCAGGAUAUCGCAACGGAUAACGUCUCGAUGGCCGAUUACUCCCAGGAUCCCGCAGCGAGGCCCUGCUGCAAUCCACAGCUCCCAGUUUGCCGAUGUCAGGCAUGCGGCUCUAGCCCAGCCGCAAUGGACUAACGGGGAGCAGUAGACAAGAGGGUCACAUGGAGUCGGCUGUCAGACACCAAGAAACGGACAAAAUCAUCUUGCCCUGCACACUGAGAAGCAACAAAGUCCUUCUGGUAAGUACAUCAAAAGGAUUCGGCUGCGGGAGUGCAGCUGAGCGAUCCAAGGAAAACACAGGGAGUUUUCAUUGAAAUGCAAACACUGCUUCUCACCAGACUAAAGCACAAACCUCUGCCCCAGCAUUUAAAGGAAAAAAAAAAUCUUGUUUUUCCACCAUGUGCAAGUAAUAACAGUGCUGGGAACAAAGAGUUUCCAUGAAUCAGUAGCAGCCCCAGAGUCUAAUUCAAAUGGAUUCUUCAGUUUGAACAACAAAGAUUUUCCACUGAUCUUCCAAUCAGAAGUCAAAACUAUUCACCCAACAAGAUCUGCUCUUAUUUAAACUUUCAUGGCCGACGGUGAUUCUUUGGCUUGGAUGGGUUUUCUACGAUGACAGAUAUUCUCCAGUGCAGGCUGGUUUCCAUACUAAAGUCCAAGACCAGGAUUUUCAGAGUAACAAAGUGAAUGCCUAACUUGAUCGUCAGCCAAUUAACUCACAAGCCAGGGUCAGCAGAAGAAGUGGGCUGUGCCCAUGAAAGCUCAUGAUACCAUGUACAUGUUUUGUUAGUCUUUAAAGUGCUACCAGACUAUUUGUUGUUUUUAAGUUUAAGACAGGCUAGAUUAGUCUCCUGAAGUCAGUUACACCAGAGAUAAAUUUGGCCCAGGUUGUAUUGAUUUUGUGCAGCAAUGCACUGAAACAAAAUGCAUCCAUGUCCAGAGGGCGGGGCCAACUUUGCCUCCUAGUAUCAAGAGAGAAUUUUGCGCAUGAUCGUUCAGAUAUUUGGGUAAGCCAGCGAUCCAGUCAUAGAACAUCUGCAAACCCUCUAGCGGAAUCAGCUUCACACACUUUUUUUAAAUGAGACAAAGUGGGGUAGGUAAUAUCUAUUAUUGGACCAACUGCUGUUGGAGAGAGAGACAAACUUUCAAAGACAAGCUCUUUGAAGAGCCUGUAACAAGCCCGAAAAACUUAUUUCCCUCACCAGCAGAAGUUGGUCUAAUAAAAGGUAUCACCUGCCUCAACUUGUCUCCCCAAUGCUGUGGAACCAGAAUAGUCUUAAUACCACCAUUUACACAUGUUAAUGACAGUUGAUGUGAAAUAAAUUAUUCCCAAUGGCAAGCAGGAGCAUUAUUAUCUAACCCUCCCAUGUGAUGAGUAUCCUCCUACAUCUUCAAAACUCUCUUUGGCUUAGUUUUCCAAUGCUGCUCUCCGGUGCUGGGUCAUAACCAUCAUAGAUUGUAUCCACCUGUGCUAGAGCAGUAGCAUCUCAGGACAGUGACCGUAUCUUUUAUGUGUUUUCCCAAGUGGCAUGUAUACUUACAGCACUAGAAUAAUUUAGCUCUCCUCCAAGUGGGUGUUUAUACCAUCUAUCUAGGGUCCCUAUUAUUACUGUGUCCGAGUGCCUCGGUCUUCAAUGUAUUUAUCCUCAUAACCCCCUUGGGAGAUUGGGAGUAGUCACCCUGUCCUAGUUACAGCUGGCGAACGAAGGCCCAGAAAGACCGAGUGAGUCGCCCACGAUCACACAGCAAUGAACUGGGGUCUCUCAAGGACCAAUCUAGUGCCCAAGUCACUACAGCAUCCUUCUUUUCUCUGGCAAACUUCUGGCUCAUGGCACUGCACAGGGAAGCGAGAGCCACCAAAAGGAAUGGCAGUCGCCUAGAACUACACUGACAUUUGCAAAACGUAAAUCGGCCUCCAAAAAGAAGUCCUGCUUUUGCCAGCUCCUCCCUCCCUGCCACAAAACAUUUCAGAGAAGAAAUUAAAUGGUCAAACAAAACUUUACUGGAAACUCAAGACAGGGCUUGCCUCUUGGAGAUGCUUACUGCAGGUUUUGCUGUUGCUAACCUAGCAAUGGCCAAUUAGAUACAAUUAUAGGGCCUAGUUUUGUGUUGUAAUUCACUCUAUUCAUGAUAACCUCUAAUGUGUUUUGGAAGAGAUUGGGGGCGGGGGAGGGAAGGGAGAGGAGAGGGGACGUGGGAAAGAAGAACUUUAAAUCCUAAAAACCAAACCAAACCAGC
This is a messenger RNA of Pelodiscus sinensis (Chinese soft-shelled turtle), 4503 nucleotides long. The record is from RefSeq and is a predicted model, not a curated record. NCBI's taxonomy places the organism in Eukaryota, Metazoa, Chordata, Testudines, Trionychidae.